Molecule: messenger RNA, 753 nt
Organism: Apis cerana (Asiatic honeybee)
Lineage: Eukaryota; Metazoa; Arthropoda; Insecta; Hymenoptera; Apidae
Product: ubiquitin carboxyl-terminal hydrolase 30 homolog
Biological process (GO): protein deubiquitination
Cellular component (GO): nucleus; cytosol
Molecular function (GO): cysteine-type deubiquitinase activity
Source: RefSeq, a predicted model, not a curated record
AUGGCAUAUAACAAGCCAGGUAUAAUCCUUGCUAGGUCUUCAGAAUUACUUUCAAGAAAUAUUAAACUUGAAGGGAAUAAGGAAUCUUUUAAACCAUGGAGCUCUUUAUGCGCUAUGUCAUUUUCUAAUACUACAAUAUCAGUAGAAGUCCAUCCAUUUUCAGGUUCAUUAACUAGUCAAUUACAAUGCAGCUGCUGUAAAUGGAAGUCUGCAGUUCAUUAUGACAAACUAGAAACAAUUUCUUUACCCUUGCCACCUUUGGGUACAUAUAUAAAAUCAUAUCAUACAGUGGAAGAAUUAUUAACACGUUUUGUAACUAGUGAGAUUGUUCAAGAUGUAUUAUGCGAUGGAUGUGGAAUGCGUUGUUUAGCUACUAAAACUCUAACUCUAGGAAAACUUCCUAAAUGUUUAUGUUUACAUAUAUCAAGAACCACAUGGAGUUCUUCAGGAAUACCAAUUAAAAGAGAUGAUCCAGUAAAAUUUCCCGAAAUAUUAACUUUAGAUCCUUAUACUUUUACAGAAACUAAAAAGCGAAAUGCACAGGGUGAUCCCGAAGCAACAAUGUUACUUAGUCGAACAACUAUACAAGAUAAACAUAAAUAUCAAUUACGCGCAAUCGUAGAACAUCGUGGACCUGUUGAUUCUGGACAUUUUGUUUGCUAUCGACGAGGAAAUAAAAUGAAUCAAUGGCUAUAUACUUCAGAUAAUGUAGUUGAGAUAAUUGCAGUAAAUUUAGAAAUAUGUGAUGACUAA